AUGUGGUGGCGUUUCCUAGCGUUCUGCGUGCUCGUGACGCUUGUGCUGUUCGUGGUGUUAAGCUGCGUGUACGGCAGGCCAGUCGUGCACCUCUUCUUCCACCGCUGCUGCGGCGAGGACAUAGAGAACGACCAGGUGAUCUACGAGAGCUUCGGAAACAACUUUCUGAGGGAGCGCCUCGUCGGCACCGAUGCGCUGGAGGCGGAGACGACCGCCUUCUCCUUCGAGGAGGUGGAGCGGGUCAUACACGGAAUGAGGAGCCUGAUAAACGUCCACGAUCCGACGACGAGGGACGCCUUCUACGAGCUGGGUGACGAGAUGAGCACAGAGGAUGAUCCCGUAAUGGAUGUCACGACGGAGCGACUGAGGAAACGGGGCUGG
Molecule: messenger RNA, 381 nt
Organism: Iphiclides podalirius (scarce swallowtail)
Lineage: Eukaryota; Metazoa; Arthropoda; Insecta; Lepidoptera; Papilionidae
Source: the annotation of a GenBank genome assembly